AUGUCCGCUCCGCAAGCCGGGGAAUCAGGUGAGGCCAGUGGCAUUCAUACCGGCAAAUCGCAAUCACGACGAACAAGCCGGCGCAAUACCAUAUCAGAGGGUUCUGUGAGCCAAGCCAGCGAGAACCAGGCGAUCAUUUCGAAAAUCAACUUGCCGUUCCUCCCAAACCGUGGGAAAGGCCGACUGAACGUUUCGGAGGCGUCAAUUCCUGCACCCCAAAGCUCUGACAUCUCUGCCCAAGGACAAGUCUUUGUUUCUCACGAGCACCCCGGUGGAACAGUUGUCGAAGCUUUGCACGAUCGUUCAGAGAGGUCGAACGAAGCAGUGGAAAGUACACCUGGAGCCAGCGAACCGCCGGCAAAACUACCGAGAGACGAGCACUCCCAGCCUGUCGAUACACCCUCUGAUCCAGGUGUCGCUCAAGAAACUGCGCCUGACGACCCGAAAAAGGCUUCCAUGCCAACCACAAGACCCGGCGUGCCCCUAUUCACGCAAUCAGAGAGUGCCGUCGAGAUCAUAGCGGAACCAUUCGCCGGGUUUGGACCUAGUCAGGCGCGUUCGGUCCCUGCAAUCAGGAUCCACAGACCUAGUGGCACGGUUAUGGCCGCAUCAGUAGGAACAACAGCUAUGAACAGCGCCAAGGUACCGGCCACUCCUAUGCAGUCGGCACUUGAGCAAAGUCCCGCGGCUGCGGGCACUGCGCCGGUCAACACCCUUUCGACGACGGUAGCAGCUAUCCCAGCCCCCACCAACCUCCCGGUCGACCCCUCCAACGUGAGCAAUGCGAUCGGCGCAGCAACGUCUGCUGUAUCACUUCCCAGCUUGCCUGUGAGUGGCAAAGUUGGCAAAAGAAAGAGGGUUAUCCGGAAAACACGCAAGCUUGUUCUCAGAAGGCGCCUUCUGGCCAUUAUCAUUGGGCGCGAUCUUGCCAAUGUUGUCCAUCCACAACUCAACCCAGGUGCCAAUGUUGCUGGCAGCGUGCCCUUGCCUGUCGAUGGACCAAGUGACUUGGUCAGCAGCUAUACGAGCCGAACCGAGCGCAAACGAGACUUCCGCCGUCGCCAGUUGGACCAACGGAUUGCUGCUGCCAGAAUCCAUGCAGAAGCAGAGGAGAUUCACCGGUGCCGGAUAUGUCGAGGGCUGACGAGGACGAUGUCUCUACGACGUUAUCACCGACUUCAGCUCAAGAGAGACCGACCUGACAUGAAUACCUUCGACAGGCGUGCGACGGCCAUGAGUCGGGUGGCGGUAUUCAAGUGCAAAUGCGACAGACGACUACUUGGGGUUGCGAAUGAGGUGGCAGUCCGGGAUGCUGCGCCGACGCAGCAUUUGAGAGGUCCGGCUGCCAUUGAGCCUCCUUUGUCUGGAGUGGAGGCGGCCCAGCAGCGUUAA
Cladophialophora carrionii CBS 160.54 is the source of this 1392-nucleotide messenger RNA. RefSeq lists its product as uncharacterized. The record is from RefSeq and is a predicted model, not a curated record. The transcript has a single exon. The coding region runs from base 1 to 1392 and encodes 463 amino acids. Lineage: Eukaryota; Fungi; Ascomycota; Eurotiomycetes; Chaetothyriales; Herpotrichiellaceae.